Molecule: messenger RNA, 1563 nt
Organism: Kuraishia capsulata CBS 1993
Lineage: Eukaryota; Fungi; Ascomycota; Pichiomycetes; Pichiales; Pichiaceae
Exons: 1
Coding region: 1-1563 (520 amino acids)
Biological process (GO): lipid metabolic process
Molecular function (GO): triacylglycerol lipase activity
Source: RefSeq, a predicted model, not a curated record
AUGGACAUAUUGUUGUUCUGGGCCCAUAAGAUAUUCCGAAUGUUGGUAAAGAAGAGACCGAUCAGCGUUGCUACAAGAAGGCUUGGCGAAUGCAAAUCAUACUCUGAAUGGUCCCAAGUGGCUGCUCAUAUUGACAGCUUGGACGGCGGGAAUCUCUGGAGACGUAACUUCAUUAGCCGGCUGUAUGACUACGAGUUGAUAAACGAUAGACUUUUGACUUUGCAAGAUGCUCGGUUGAGGGGCGAUUACUUGAAGAUUAUAUCUGUGUUCAGGGCGGGUUUGCUGCGGAAUUUUGGCGGAAUAGCUGCCAAAGAGCUAUACACAAGGGCGUAUUCUGGAACAAAGACACUGAUAGAAGAGUAUAUCGACGAGGUACUGGAAUGUCUGAAUUUCAUCCACGAGUUUGAGUCUGAUGAAGACUACAGCACGAUCUCCAACUUCAACCAAAUCAAGCUUGACUUUUUCCAUGAUGCUAGACAAACUUUUGGAUCAACAGCUUUGAUUUUGCAAGGCGGUUCGCUAUUUGGACUCUGCCAUCUGGGGGUGGUGAAAGCUCUUAACGCAAAGGGCUUGUUGCCUCGCAUAAUAUCGGGAAGUGCAGUUGGUGCGAUUGUGGCUGCUUUUGUGUGUGUUUUGGCAGAUUCUGAGCUCUCAGACAUAUCCUCAAUCACAGAGACUCUCAUUGCGUCUGAGUCGAAAGACUUCUCUGAAAGCACCACUGGCGACAUAAUAGAGUAUGUUACCAGGAACGGCUACAGCCACGAUAUUCUGACUUUUGCGAAAUACGUUCGCCAACGUCUUGGCGAUUUGACUUUCGAGGAAACCUAUCUCAAGACAGAGAGAAUCCUGAAUGUUCUCGUACAUCCUACGGAUGCGUCCAUUCCGCCUCUUCUGAACUACGUCACCACGCCCAAUAUCGUGGUGUGGUCAGCAUUGACUUGCUCAGUGGGAGAUGGUGUUUUCAUGGACUCACCAUGCCUCUACAUAAAGAAUCAGGAUGGGGAAAUCAGGCAGAUGGAGACAUAUCGUGAGUGUCACUUUCUGACCCCACAUCAAGCCAGCGAUGGAAUGAGCAUGCACGAGCCUCAUUCAGAGCUGGCCACUUUGACAUCACCAUAUACCAGAUUGACAGAACUCUUCAACGUGAACCAUUUUGUGGUUUCUCUUGCAAGGCCGUACCUGUCUCCUCUCAUUGGAAAUGAUCUAAAGCACGGGUCUAACUGGUACCCUGAACGGCUUCUGAAGACAGUGCUUGGAUUGGAAUUCCAGCAUAGGGUUAACAUGUUGGACAGAAUGGGAAUCCUGUUCAGCUGGAUAAAGCGACUGGCAAUCGAUGAGAAAACACCUCGAAGAAACGCUUCUGGAAUUACCAUUGUGCCUGGCAUCAAGACCUUGGUCCGUGAUUUCGGUCGGGUGUUUGACGUGAACAAGUCCAACGUGAAUAUUCCCUAUUGGAUAUUAGUUGGAGACCGCAGUGUUUGGCCACUUUAUCCCAUUUUGUGGACGCGGAUAGCUAUCGAGUUCGCUCUUGACGAUUACUAUAGUUUGCAUAGAAAGAUGUGA